AUGGCUCUCGCUCGCUCUAAGACGGCGAACGUUGGCACAGCCGAAUGGCUGCAGACUGAGAGGCAGCAUGCCGAUGAUAAGAUCAGGGAGGAGGUGGAGGAGUUUGGCUAUGCCGUCAAGAACGAGCUGGAAUGGCUGAACGCGCACUUGGGCGAGGUGUUCAGCCAGAGUCAGGUAAACUUCACAGACAUCUUCAAGACGCCGGGGAAGUUACGCGGCAAGACUCCACGAACCCUACGCAAACAAAAUGCCUUGUCCGUGAGACAGCCGCUUACCGAUGUCUUCGCCGAGAAUGCCCCUGCCCCUGCAUCGGCGUACAAGACCACCUUCUUCGACAAAGUCGCCCAAUUCCAAAUCGCCGAGGAUGUUCCAGAUAAAGCACAAGCGACACGCCCGAGGAGUCGUGCAAACAGCCCGCAGCGCGCAGGACAGCCUGGCUACACCGACUCGGGAUACCACGGCAUGAUGACGGAGGAUGAGAUGGAGCUGGAUUACAGGACUGAUACCGCGACGCAGAAAGUGCCGCUGCGUGAGAACCAGCCACCGCCUCAGCGUCUGCCGGAUAUUAUUGCAGAGGCGCGAGACAGUGGCAGUGAGUCGUUUGCCUCUGCCAAAGAAGAUUUGACGGGGCGAAGUAUGUCCAAGGAGCCGACUGUGGAGGCGCCCGUGGUUGCGAACACUGCCACAGAAGAUACUGAAGAGAAGGCCGACGAAAAGAUGCUGGACGCACCCGCUGCCGAGCCAGUCGAUGUCGCCUCAGCGGACCAGCCACUCGAUGAAGAAUCAUCCCGAUCAGACGCAUCGAGUCCAGCUCGUCUGAUACAAAGAAAGAGCAGUUUCGUCUUUACAGCUCUACCCGCUCGUGAGCCGUUCACGGCGCAACGCAGCUUGGGAGUGCGUGACAGUCAAGUCGACAUGCAUACCAGCCGAGACAGUGCUCUAGCACGCCCUUCUGAGGCUAAAGUCAGUGCUGCCAAUGAUGACGAGGAUGCUUUUAUGCCAGAGCAGUCCGAGACAUCCAAGGCACAUAACAAGACCUCGACACAGCUCUUACACGAGCGCAUUACAAUGCUCGGCAAGACCAAGGAGCCUCGCGCAUCAAAGAGCAUUCCACAGAAUGUGCUCGCUGCGCAGCCUACGUACCCUCAGCUACCUACUGCGGAUCCCGUCAAGGCUGUCCACACCGAGGAUGACUCUGAUGACGACUGGAUCGCGCCCACUAAUCCUGCCCCACGCACUGCUCCUUCGAUGGAGACGGCAGCUAGGCAAGGAUCACCGGCGAGACCACCGAUGCAUCAAAAGGCAGCCUCGACAACACAGAUCCCAUCGCCCUCUAGGCAGGAGGAGCGACAACAAAAAGCCAUUUCCGUCUCUAAUCCGAGCACGUACUACGCUCCAGCCGAAAGUACUACUCCUGCUGGUUCGCCUCCGCGCAAGAAAAGCCACGACGGACCGCUCAGCGCAUCGAAGAACAAAUUCUACUCCGUGUUGAAGUCCGCAAAGAGCAUGUUUGCCUCGUCCACCAGCGCCAGCGCAGCAGCAAAGCUGGAAGCCCACAACAACUCUCCUUCACGCUCCCCCACGCGUGAUAUAUCCAACGACUCCAAGAUGGCAGCCGUGUUCAAUAUGCCUGGCGCGCUCUACUCGGAGAAGGAGCUGCCUCGGAGUCCUUCCAGGCCCAUCAGCAUGCUUUCUGCUAGUCCUAGUAAAAAGAGCAGAAAAUCGGACGAAAGUGAACGGAAGCGAGAGAAGGAGCUCAAGGCACAACAGAAGUCGGGUGAUGAUUUGGAGAAGGCGAGGGAAAAGGAGCGACAGAAGGCAGCGAAAGCUAGAGACGAAAAGGAUCGAGCUGAACAGCAACAAGCAGCACGCUCGGCGACAGCGGACACCGACUCAGCAAGGGACGUUGAUAUCGCGCCUCCGCCACCCCCCAAGAGCGGACCUACGACGGGCAAACUGAGGGCUCCUGUGAGACUCGGCAAGCCGAUCAGAGAGCAAACAGCCGCUGCUAAGCCCGCCCCGGUGUCUGUUCGCGUCCUCUCGCAAUCGCAAAGGCUCGGGCCGAAUCUGUCAAAGUCACAACAUGAGGCUUUCGCACCUCCUCCAGUGCCGCCGAAGCAGAAUGUCACCCGUCCUGGCUCCGCUCAAGGGAGUGUUAGGAGCUCUACUGCCCCUGCCAAUUCGCGAGUGCGGGCUCUGGAGGCGGCGGCGAGGAAGAAAGAAGCAGAUGAGAGGGCGGCUCAGGAAAAAGCGGAGAAGAAGCGAGAGCUGGAACGUAAACGCGCCGCCAAAGCGGAGGAGGACCGCAAGAUGGAGGAGGAGCGCAAAGCCGCGGAGCAACAGCGGGUCCAGGAAGCGAAGAUGGCGGCACAGAGACUGGCUGAGAAGCAAGCUGCGGACGCUAAGAAGCGUGAAGCGCAGCGAGCUGAACAGAUCCGACUGCAAGAGGAGGCUGCGCAAAGGGAGAAGGCCAGGGCUGCGCAUGAACUCGCGGAAGCCAUUAAGCGCGAACGUGCUCAGCAGGCACCGGCUCCUCCUCGUGGCGAUGUGGGAGGAACUUUGAGACAGCUGGCGAAGAAUACCAUUGUCGACUCGGCGCAAGGUCGACCACAGGUGCAGCCGAAUGCAGCCAAACCGGCGCCGAAGCGGGUCUGGCAGGGAGAGGAAGGUGAUGAGCCGCAGCGUCCGACGACGCAACCGCCGCAGAUCCAGAGACCUGGUCUGCCGAGGGCUCCACCGAGUUACCAACAACAUGAAGCAAAGAGGCGGCGGACGAACGAAGAGGAGCAGGAUGGCGUGGAGCGACACUCGGUCAUGGCGCCGCCAAAGAGAGCGUCGAAUAUGCGCAAGGAGUCGACGCUCUCCAAGUUCGCCCACGGCUACGCUCACGCUCCUCCUCCACCUACCCAUCUCGGCACAGCCAUGUUCAAAGCGGCCGUCACCAGCCAGCAUCCACCCCACCUUACCUCCUCCAAACCAGGAAUGCCCACCCAUCCUAGCCAGAUGGUCCAGAUCUCCAACGCGAGGAUCCCGUUCGCAGAGAACGCCAACCCUCCUGCCGCCGCCGCCGGAUCUCAACACCACCACGCCCCAAGCCAACACCCGCACCCCGGCAUGGAAAACAUGCACCCCUCCAACCAAGCCAAGCACAAAACCCCCGCCCGCCCACCCCACAUGGCCGCAGCAACAACAGGCAAAUCCGCCGCCAAAUCCUCCCCCCUCUACCCCAACGGCGAUGCAAUUCAACUCCCCGAAAUCGCCACCGACAGCGAAGAAGAGGACUCCGACGAAGAAGGCGACACAGGCGGGUUCCGCGCCCCGUCGUGGGUUGCAUCGCCUGCUCUUCGCGACUUGCUUACGCAGCAGCAGCUCGUGGACCCCGAGACGGUGUUUGGGCCUAUUGCGGAGCUGCGCAUGGAUGAGGUGUUUAAGAAUGCGAAGAACCCGGAUCGUUUGAAAAGGUUGCGCGAGAGGGGGAGUAGUGCAAGGUGGGUGGAGAGUGGGGAUGCGGUGACGAGUGCGGAGAAGAGAAGGGAUAUGGAGUUGAGAGAGAGGGUUGUGCGCGAGGGGGGGUGGAGGUAUGAGCCUAAUGUUUGA
Molecule: messenger RNA, 3597 nt
Organism: Neohortaea acidophila
Lineage: Eukaryota; Fungi; Ascomycota; Dothideomycetes; Mycosphaerellales; Teratosphaeriaceae
Exons: 3
Coding region: 1-3597 (1198 amino acids)
Source: RefSeq, a predicted model, not a curated record